ACGUCUUAUUCCUGUGCAUCCGUGUCGACGACGAUAACAUUAAAACGUUAUUAAUAUUAUUGUCUGAUUCGGAAACACACAUUUUUACACACACCAAUAUAACGAUAAAUCAAUUUGAUCCAGAUACCUGUCAAUUUUGUUUUUCGCCCUCGACACGAUGGCACCAAACGCCCACGAAUCAGAGACUGUACCGACCCCGGUCACUGUCAAAUUCGAUGUGCAGUCCGACGAGUUUGGCUUUCAGCCUGAAGACAUCGUCGUAACCGGCCUUUCCGGACGGUUUCCCGAAUGCGACAGCAUCGACGAGAUGAGGCAGAAGUUGUACGCAGGCGAGGACAUGGUCAACGCGGAACCCACAAGAUGGCCCACUGGUCUAUAUGGCGCUAUCAUGAGAACUGGAAAAAUGAAGGACCUAACCCAAUUUGACGCUGAAUUUUUUAACUACCCUCCUGCUUUAGCUGCACGUAGUGACCCGCAACAGAGAAUGCUGUUAGAAGUUGCUUAUGAAGCAAUCGUUGACGCAGGACUUCAUCCAAUGGCUUUAAAGGGCACCCGUACCGGUGUAGUUGUGGCUCUAUCGUCUAGUGAAACGUGCGAUUGGUGGUCCAAAGACCCAGAUAUUGUUAACGGGUAUGAAUUUUUGGGCACCUCCAGAACGAUGAGCGCUAACCGCGUGUCCAACUUCUUCGACCUUAAGGGGCCUAGCUAUUCCAUUGAUACUGCGUCUUCUACCAGUUUGAUCGCGCUCCACCAAGGCUUCAAGCUCAUUCAAGAUGGAGUUUGCGAUAACUGUAUCGUGGCCGGUGUCGAUCUAGUGUUGAACCCAACUGUAUCACUUAUGUUCCAAUGUCUGAACAUGUUGUCACCUGGCGGAAAGUGUCGAUCAUUUGACGCCGAAGGUGAUGGAUACGUACGAUCAGAGGGAAUCGUCGCCGUGCUGUUACAAAGAGCCAAAUCGGCAAAACGCAUCUACGCCAGUGUGUUGAACACUGGAAGUAAUGCAGACGGAUACAAAGACGAGGGUAUUACAUUCCCUUCGCAAGAAAUGCAAAUUUCACUGUUUCGACAAGUUCAAGAAGAGGUCGGCGUUAAAUCAACUGAUCUGGCUUUCAUGGAAGCUCACGGAUCUGCUACUAAGGUGGGUGAUCGUCAAGAAGUUGGCGCAAUCGUCGAAGUGUUCUGCAAAGGAAGGACUACUCCGCUUCUUAUAGGCGCUCUCAAAUCGAACAUGGGCCAUGGUGAACCAGCUUCUGCUCUAUCUGCUGUCAUAAAAGUACUUGUGGCCAUGGAAUGUAGACUUUUGCCACCUAAUUUGCAUUACAACAUACCAAAUCCGGACAUUCCAGCUUUGGUAGACGGAAGAUUGAGUGUCGUAGAAAAUGUCGUCCCGUGGAACGGUGGAAUCGUUGCAGUCAACUCAUUCGGUGUGGGUGGUGCUAACGGACAUUGUCUGUUGAAAUCGUAUACCCAGCAGAAGAAAGAAAAACAAGUGUUGGAAGAGAAAUUACCUAGAUUGGUGGCAGUAUCAGCCAGAAAUAAAAGCGCUAUAAAUUACAUGAUAAAUCGAAUCGAUGAAAUGCCCAGAGACAAAGAGUUCUACGCCUUGUUGUAUGGAGUCCAUAGUGAAAACAUAGUUGGCCACAAAUAUAGAGGUUACAUUUUGUUUAACGGCAUGUACGACAAGACUCGUCAGAUCAAUGAGUUUGAUGGUCAAAAGAAACCAGUCGUUUUUGUUUUGCCCGGUGCGGAGGCCCACUGGUCUGAUGUUGGUAAUCAAUUAAAAGAUUUGGACGUGUUCAAUGAGUCAAUAACGCAGAGUGCAGCUUUAUUAAAACAAAAAGGGUACAAUUUACGGACAGUGCUGAGAAAUACAGAUCUCGUAUCAAUAUGUGAUCCGAUUUUGUCCGUCGUAGCUACGACCGUUGUUCAAAUUGCUCUCUUGAACGUCCUAGAAAGUCUGAAAAUAACGCCAGAUUACAUUGUCGGAGAAUCCUUCAGUGAACUAGCAGCCGCAUACGCAGAUGGCGUUUUAACAGCAGAAGAAGCAGUUUUAUCGGCAUAUGCUAUUGGUAAUAUAUUAGCUGAAGCAAAAAUCACUCCGUCUCAAAGUGGACCUAUCUUAUCUUCUCAAAACGUAGCAAAAGUAUCCAAACAAUUGCAGUCCGCUUUACAAUCCAUCAUCACUAAACCAAAAUCCAUUUCGUCCCGAUGGAUUAGCGCUUCGCAGUCAUUAGGGAACCAAUUGGUGUCAUCGACGUACUUCGUCAAUAGCUUAUCCACACAAUUAUCAGUUCAAGAUUCAUUGGCUAAAUGUCCCGAAAAAUCAAUUUACAUUCAAAUCCUCGCUCAAAAACGAGCGCAAAACUACAUUGCAAGCAAUUUGAACGCUGACGCCAAAUACGUAAACUUGAUUAAAGAUGAUAAUGAUAUGUAUAAACAGCUGUUGUUGAGUGUAGGAGAUUUAUUCAAUAUCGGUCUACAACCUCAAAUUGAACAUCUAUACCCACCAGUGAAAUUCCCCGUAUCCGCACGUACCCCAAUGAUUCAAUCAUUAAUCGAAUGGGACCAUUCUAUUAAAUGGGAUGUUAUUACAUUCCAUGGCAAGCCAUGUUCUAAUGCCGGUGAAAUUAUAUUAAAAGUAGAUGUUAAUUCCAAUAAAUUCAGUUUUUUGAAAAACAAUACAAUUGACGACUUAUCCGUUUUACCUUACGCUGGUUACUUGACAUUAGUUUGGCAAGGUUUCGCUGAAAUGUUGCAUAAAGAGCAAAAUGAACUGCCAGUUGUGUUCAAGAAUGUGGAGUUCUUAAAUAAGACUGUCAUCCCAGAAGAAGGUGUAGUUCAGUUUGUUUUGAACGUAUUAACAUCUGGUGAAUUUGAACUCAAACAAUCUGGUACGAUUGUGGCUUCUGGACAAAUUAGCACAUCAGCUACAAUUGAAAAAGAAUUAAUGAAAUUGAUUACACCCAAAAACAAAAAAUCUCAAUACUUGCCGUUAGAUUCAUCUGAUGUUUACAAAGAAUUGCGUUUGAAAGGUUACAAUUACAAAGGUCCAUUCAAAGGAAUCCAAAAAGUUGAUGACACAGGAUACUAUGUAAAUUUCGAUGGAAAUUGGUUAGCAUUUUUAGAAAAUCUAUUCCAAAUAUCGAUGUUGCAAUCAGAUAAUUAUAAUUUGUAUAUUCCGAAAUUCGUAAAAAAAGUAGUCAUCGAUCCUACGAAACAACAAAUACAAACUGAAAACUCGUCGAAUGAUAAUGUUAUUCCGGCUGUUUAUUACAAGUAUGUUGACGUGAUUAAGGCCGGAAGCGUUGAAGUCCGUGGAUUACAAUUAACAGAAGUUCCGUUGAGAAACAAAGGUCAAAAAGAUCCUAAUUUAGAGUUUUACUCUUUCCAACCAUAUGUUUCUGAUACGCCAACAGCAUAUGCUCUUGACACAUGUGUUCAAUUAACUUUCGAAAACAGUGGAGGUGCUUUCAAGCUAAAAGUGGCUGAGGUAGGAACUGGUAGAAAACCAGAAUCGCUUUACGCAAAAUCCGUCAUUGAUGUGAUCAACACCGAACCAAUGCCAAGUGUGGAUGUAACUGUGUUCACCGAUCAGCCAGUUCCUGUCACGGAACAACUUGAUGAAUUUGGUGUUCGAGCCGUGGAGAAGGAUGUGUUCAGACCAGAACCGAUCGAUUCCAACUGUCAUCUAGUAAUUGCCGUCGAUCAAUUGAGUAACUCGGUGUUGGUGAAAAAUGCAGUCGAUAGUUUAAAAGUUGGCGGUUGUGUACUGUUUGUUGAAAGUAAAAAACCAACGGAACAACAACUCAACUCAACGGGAUUGGAAUUGAUAGCCAAUUUAAGAUCGUUAGAUAAUAAAACAUUCGUUCUUUUCCGAAAGAAUGUAAACUGGUCCGAACCGAUCGUGGUUAACUGCACUGGCAAUGACUUUGCUUGGAUCGAACCUUUCAAAUCGGCACUUCAACGGGCCGAACAAGAAUCUAAACAAGUGCUCUUAGUUAGUCAAGGAGUUAAAUACUCUGGAAUUUUAGGUUUUGUAAACUGUAUUCGAUUGGAACAAAACGGAAACGCGUUGAGAUGUCUGUUCAUCGAAGAUCCAAAAGCACCGAAAUUUUCGUUGACUUCUGAUUUUUACCAAAAACAAUUGAAAAAAGAUCUGCUCAUCAACGUAUACCGCGACGGCGUUUGGGGUAGCAACCGACAUUUUCUGUUGGGAGAUGAUUCCAAUAACAUGGUUGUACCAAAAGAAUACGCAUACAUAUCAACUAAGAAGAUUGGAGAUCUAUCAACAUUAAGCUGGAUUGAAGGCCGCCUUCAAUAUUACAAACCUGAAGACUAUCCGGGACGAGAGCUGUGCACAGUGUACUAUGCUCCGCUGAAUCAUAUGGACGUGUUGUUCGCUGAACGCUCGUGGUUACCGUUCUUCAACACGGAUGUCGCCGAACAAGGUGCAUUUUUGGGCCGAGAGUUUGCCGGUCGCAACACAAAGGGCCAAAGGGUGUUUGGAUUAGUAUCUGGUAGCGCCCUUGCUACUCACGUGUUAGCCGACAGCUCAACUCUGUGGGAAGUGCCCGACAAUUGGACUCUUGAGCAAGCGUCCACAGUUUCCGUUGCAUACGUUUUGGCUUAUUAUGGACUGUUUAUACGUGGUAAACUUCAACCGAACGAAUCACUGUACCUUAACUCUGGUACAAAUUACACAGUCUUAGCUUCUCUCAAUAUCUUACAAAACAGCAACAUAAAAGUAUACGUUGGAGUAGAUAACGAUUCGCAAAGAGAAUAUCUACAAAAAAUGUACCCUAAGAUCUCCAAAGACAAUAUCGUUAACAGCAAAUUUGCAGAACAAGAGCUACUCGAAAAGACCAAUGGAGAGGGUGUGAAUUUAAUCUUCAACACGCUCGAGUCAACUUCAUUUAAAUUACAGAGUUUCACCCACAUUGUAGCAAAAAGUGGACGUAUUGUAGAGUUUGAAAAACAAAAGCAAGCAAUUGAAUCAAUUGGUGUUACUGGAAAUUUAAAAAACGUUACCAUCAUAAAAAUGAACUUGAAGAGUCUUUUCCACGGAAAAUACUCCCUAAAUGAUAAACAGGAGCUCUACAAAUGCAUAGCAAAUGGAAUCAAAACCGGCGAAGUACAGCCAUUGCCCACAACGGUCUACUCUACUGAUAAAAGUUUAUUAGAAGCUUUUGAAAAGACCGAAAGUUUCAACUAUAUUGGUAAAAUUGUAUUAAAAAUCCGUGAUGAAGAGUCGAAAAAAGUCGUCAUUCCAGUGCCCAAAAAAGUAAUGGCAGUACCGAAAACAUUUGUUGACCCAGAAAAGACAUAUGUUGUUGUCGGCGGUCUAAGUGACUUUGGUCUACAAAUGACUAACUUUUUGGUGACCAGAGGUGCGAAAAAAAUAGUAAUAGUAUCUAGCAAUGGAGUCCAUACCGGGUUCCAAUCGUUGUUCAUGAAGAGGUGGAAAGAAAAGAACAUCGAGGUUAGUGUCAUUCAAUACGAUACGACUAAACCGGAAGAAGUUGAAGAGCUGCUGAAAGGAGCCAACCAAUUGGGACCAGUCGCAGGAAUAUUCCACGUGGAAGCUGUGUUACACAGUGUCACGUCUACGGAUUUGACCACGACCGAUUUCCGCUCAGCAUUCGAUCAGAAAGCUGCAUCUGUCAUGAAUCUUGACACUGUCUCCCAAAAAUUGUGUCCAAAACUCAAAUAUUUCUUUGUCUGGUCCUCCGGAACUUCUGGACAUGGUAUAGCUGGUCAAGCCGACCAUGGUUACUCUGACUCAGUGGUUACAAAGAUUUCAGAAGCUCGAAAAGCGGCUGGAUACCCAUCGACUGUCGUCGAAUGGGGCGCGAUUGGAGACGUUGGUCCAAUUUUGGAUACGUUUGACGAUAAUAACGCGAUUGUUAGUGGUACUUUGCCUCAGAGGAUAAAUUCAUGCCUAAACGUGGUUGACAAUUUCUUGAAUCAGCCAUAUGCCGUGCUAUCGAGCUCGAUUCUCGUUGAGAAGAAGAUGACUAACGUUGAGCCUGUGUCCGUUGGACCUGCCGACGCCGUCGCCAAAGUUUUAGGUAUUAAAGACAUCAACAACGUUUUGGGUACAUCUACACUGACCGAACUUGGUUUGGACUCGUUGCUAGGAACUGACAUCAAACAAGUGUUGGAACAAGACUUUAACAUUGAAUUCAGCGCCAAAGAAAUCAGGGAAUUGACGUUCGAUAUACUCAAAGAACUCCGAUCCAACUAAGGAUUUAACGCUAAAGUCUAAGAUUAGUGUGUUGUAGCCAUGUCUCGAGAACCACGCAAUCUUGUUAUUUUGUGAAAUUGUUUAUUAUUUAAUGAAUAAUACAUAUGAUUAAUAUUGUUAUUAUGUCGUAGAAAUUUAGAAUAAAUAAAC
Melanaphis sacchari is the source of this 6394-nucleotide messenger RNA. RefSeq names its product fatty acid synthase-like. The transcript has 32 exons. Gene Ontology annotation, biological process: fatty acid biosynthetic process. NCBI's taxonomy places the organism in Eukaryota, Metazoa, Arthropoda, Insecta, Hemiptera, Aphididae. Gene Ontology annotation, molecular function: oxidoreductase activity; phosphopantetheine binding; fatty acid synthase activity. The record is from RefSeq and is a predicted model, not a curated record. The coding region runs from base 158 to 6244 and encodes 2028 amino acids.